Vigna radiata var. radiata (mung bean) is the source of this 1172-nucleotide messenger RNA. Its product is annotated as protein PLANT CADMIUM RESISTANCE 7. NCBI's taxonomy places the organism in Eukaryota, Viridiplantae, Streptophyta, Magnoliopsida, Fabales, Fabaceae. Bases 73 to 816 code for a protein of 247 amino acids. The record is from RefSeq and is a predicted model, not a curated record. The transcript has 5 exons.
AUUCAUCUUUUCUCUAUCAUUCUCUGUUCUAAACCCGCAUAACAGAGCUACAGAAGGUUUUCAUUUCAGGCUAUGGGGGAUUUUGAGAAGCAGGAGAGGGUCAUGGAAGAAGAAGAGAGAGAGAGUUUGCUCGAGGGUGUGGCGGUUUUGGACUUUGACGUGCUCUGUUCCACUGUUGCUUUGCAAGCUCAGCAUGGAAAAUGGGGGAGGCUUGGUGUUGCUGAUGAUGAUCAAGAAGAAGAGAGUGGUGAAUUUGGUGUUGUCCUAAGGAUGUGGGAGGGUGAGAUUCUUGAGUGUUUCGAUGAUCAUCGCAUCGCCCUUGAAUCCACAUGCUGUCCUUGCUACCGAUUUGGGAAGAACAUGAAGAGAGCUGGUUUUGGUUCUUGCUACAUUCAGGCAGCGAUCUAUUUUGUUCUUGCCAUGGGUGCCUUUCUUAACUGCAUUGCCUUUAUUGUCACGAGACGUCACUGCAAUCUAUACCUGGCAGUUGCCGUUGUUGUUUCCUUUGUAGCAUAUUUAGGGUUCUUCCGCACAAGACUAAGAAAGAAGUUCAACAUCAACGGUAGUGACAGUUCCUUAGACGAUUGCGUUUACCAUUUCGCCUGUCCUUGCUGUACAUUAUGUCAGGAAUCUAGAACGUUGGAGAUGAACAAUGUUGAAGAUGGCAUUUGGCAUGGUCGGGGUGACAAAAUAUGCAUAGGAGGCUAUGGCCAAAAGAGCAAAGGAUUCUUUCAGUUAAAUCCUCCUUCGAUUAUGAAUAUUGAUGAAAGUUCAUUGGAAACAAAAGCAGACACAAAUGUCAGCAAUCCAUCUUAAUUGAAGGUGCUGAGGAAGAUUUGAAACAAUGAUGCUUCAUCUAAAGGCAUUUAACAUGCACCUUGGCCACACAUUUAAAAAUCCCAUUGAAAAUUUCUUGCAGCGAGCAGUCCUCCAUACAUGGAAAGUUCAUGUUAAGGACUAUAUUGUUAUGGAUGAGAGGAGUGAAAGACAAGUAUUGUUGAUGGGAUGACUUUCCAUUUUCGCAAAGAAAGAUGGUUUGUUUCAGAUUCCCUCUGGGAAGGAGAUUUUGAGAACCUGUAAUAGAGUCUGAUGAUGGUAGAAAAAUGCUGCCAUCUUAUUGUUCAUAAUGUAAUGUUUCAUGAGAUUAAGUGUUGAUAAUUCAUACCCAGCAA